Syngnathus typhle (broad-nosed pipefish) is the source of this 3076-nucleotide messenger RNA. Its product is annotated as protocadherin gamma-A3-like. Bases 95 to 2536 code for a protein of 813 amino acids. NCBI's taxonomy places the organism in Eukaryota, Metazoa, Chordata, Actinopteri, Syngnathiformes, Syngnathidae. The record is from RefSeq and is a predicted model, not a curated record. Gene Ontology annotation, biological process: homophilic cell-cell adhesion. The transcript has a single exon. Gene Ontology annotation, molecular function: calcium ion binding. Gene Ontology annotation, cellular component: plasma membrane.
GAUCGCCUUUGAGCUGAAAUCGGAUGAAAUAAUUGCGUCUAUUUUUUUUAGUUAUUAAUCGAUUGCUUCAUUUAUAAAUACCUUUUACUUUCAUAUGGAGUGUAAAGAAAUGCAUCCACGCCGAGGAAGAAAAAGGCAAGGGCCGGCCUGGCUCUUUGUCUUUUGGUGUUUUUUCCUAAAUGGAACGCAGGGGCAAAUCCGCUACUCAAUCCCAGAGGAGAUGAAAAAAGGCUCGCUCAUCGGAAAUGUGGCCCAAGAUCUCGGUUUGGAUUUGAAAAGACUCCGUUCUGGGCGGGCCCGCAUCGUGACAGGGGACAACGUCCAGUACGCCGAGCUGAGGGCGGACAAAGGGCUCCUGGUUGUCCACGAGAGGAUAGAUCGAGAGCAGCUGUGUGGAGACGUGACGCCGUGCAGCUUCACCUUUGAGAUCUUAUUGGAAAACCCCAUGGAAUUGCAUCCCGUGACCAUCGAAGUAUUGGACGUAAAUGACAAUGCUCCCACUUUCAAAAACAAUUAUUUGCGAUUUGAAAUUAGCGAGUCUGCUGUAAUUGGGUCUCGGUUUGUUUUAGAAAGUGCACAUGAUGCUGACGUGGAUGCAAAUAACGUACAAAAUAAUAUUUUAACUCCGAGUGAUAAUUUCGUUUUAAAACAACACGCUAGUCCGGGGGGCAAAAAACAUGCAGAAAUGGUUCUUCAGAAAGCUUUAGACAGAGAAGCACAGCCGCGACUCUCCUUAAAAUUGGUGGCUGUAGAUGGUGGAAAUCCACAGAGAUCAGGUACAGUAAAUAUAGAAAUUAUAAUUUUAGAUUCAAAUGAUAAUGCUCCCGUCUUCAAUCAAACAAUUUAUAAAGCAAAGGUAUUUGAAAACGCACCAGAAGGCACACAUGUUCUAACUGUGAAUGCCACUGACGCAGAUAGUGGUUCGAAUGGAAGAAUAGCAUACUCAUUUUCAAAAUACAAUACAGAAAUAGCGGAUUUAUUUCUUAUAAAUGAGUUGACAGGGCGCAUUGUUAUAGCAAAACAAAUAGAUUAUGAAAAAGAGAAAUCAAUACAGUUCAUGGUUGAAGCGAAAGAUGAAGGUGGGUUUGCUGACUCUAGUAAAGUCGAACUUGAAGUAAUUGAUUUAAAUGAUAAUGUUCCAGUCAUUAAUGUAAUGUCCUUUACUAGUCCCGUGUCAGAAGAUGCCCCCGUCGGUGCCACUGUUGGUAUCAUUAAUGUAAAAGACUUGGAUUCUGGUGAAAAUAGUCACGUGAGUUGCGCGAUUGUAGGCCGCGUUCCAUUUAGAAUCAAAUCCAAUGUGAGGAAUUAUUUUGCAUUAAUGACUGACGCUGAUUUAGAUCGUGAAGGGGUGCCAGAAUAUAACAUAACAAUCGUUGCGUCAGAUGCCGGCUCGCCUCCCCUUUCCACAAAAAUAACUUUUAAUUUGAAAGUGUCUGACGUGAAUGAUCACGCUCCUGUGUUUCCAGUCAGUAUAUAUAGCGCACACGUUGCAGAAAACAACUUGCCGGGUGUUUCUGUUUCAAGAGUGAUUGCCAAAGACCCAGAUGAAAAACAGAACGCUCGUGUCUCCUACAUGUUGGAGCGGAGUGAAAUCGGAGGAAGUCCAAUUAGUGAAUUUGUGUCUGUCAAUGCAGAAAGUGGAGUUAUUAGUGCAGUUCGCUCAUUUGACUACGAGCAAAUCAAAGAGCUGACAUUUAUUGUCAGAGCACAGGAUGGAGGCUCCCCUCCCCUCAGCAGCAACAUAAGCGUUCGCAUCCUCAUCCAGGACCAGAACGACAAUGCCCCUCAGGUGUUGUACCCGGUGCAGACGGGCGGCUCACUGCUGGCCGAAAUGGUGCCUCGUUCAGCAGACGUGGGCUAUCUGGUGACCAAAGUAGUGGCCGUGGAUGUGGACUCUGGCCAGAACGCCUGGCUCUCUUAUCAAGUGCACAAGGCCACAGACAGGGCACUGUUUGAAGUGGGCCUCCACAAUGGAGAAAUCCGAACUGUCCGCCAAGUGACUGAUAAAGAUGCUGUCAAACAAAGACUGACUGUUGUGGUGGAGGACAACGGGCAGCCCUCUCGUUCAGCCACAGUCAUUGUGAACGUGGCGGUGGCCGACAGCUUCCCUGAGGUGCUCUCAGAGUUCACUGACUUGAGCAUGCACGACAAGGAGUACAAUGACAAGCUGACUUUUUACUUGGUCUUGGCGCUGGCUGUGGUCUCCUUCCUGUUCGUCACCUGCUUGCUGCUCAUCAUAGCAGUCAAAGUGUACAGGUGGAGACAGUCACGCGUCCUGUACCACUCCAACUUGCCCGUCAUUCCUUAUUAUCCGCCUCGGUACUCGGAGACUUUGGGAACUGGGACCCUCCCCCACGUGUACAAUUAUGAGGUGUGCAGGACCACCGACUCUAGAAAAAGUGACAUGAAGAACAUGCAAGCCAUGAGUCAAAGUUUAGUGAGUGUGGAUGAAGCUGAUGCUAAUAGGCCGCCUCCAAACAAAGAGUUGUCAGGACAUUUUUCUCAGAUGUCAACAAUGGUGAGUGAAAUGUUUUAAAAUGUUUGGGGUGCUUUGUUAGAUAACACAUAUUACUGAAUGUGGGGGCUACAGACUCCUCUCUGGUACAGUAGCUGUGUAAAAAGAUAAUCAAGUGUAACUUGAUGCAGAAAUACAGUGCAAUGUUUUAAUUGUUUGCUCCCAGAGACAAACACACCAACACACAAGCAUAACUUGCCAUUUUUUACGGCAAAACCCCUGUGGUGUCGUAGUCCUGCCUCUAGGAGUACUAUACAGAUAAAGGAGGGGAGUGGAGAAAAGGACAGAGACAUAUAACACGAGGAAGUCGACUAGCGAGCAUGCCGAUGUUGUUGAAUGCUGAGGAAGUUCUAGAAAUAAAUACAAAUUGAACAAACCCAACAGCUUUCUUUUUCCAAUACUCCUCUGAUGGGAGAAAAAAAAAGCUAUCGCUCCCAGUGGCGUAGAAUUUGCUAUAUGGUAACAUAAACAAUGUUGCGUCUUCGUCCAGUUCAACAGCUAAAAAACAAUCCAGGUAUGCCAAGUUUCGAACUCAGUCCUCCAUGCAUGUUCCUGUUUUGU